This is a messenger RNA of Monoraphidium neglectum, 366 nucleotides long. RefSeq lists its product as hypothetical. The record is from RefSeq and is a predicted model, not a curated record. The transcript has a single exon. Lineage: Eukaryota; Viridiplantae; Chlorophyta; Chlorophyceae; Sphaeropleales; Selenastraceae. The annotation marks the transcript as partial.
AUGGCGGCAACUGCGGUCUGUUCGCUGGACGUCGCCGGUGCGUCGCUCGCGCUGCAUCACGGGAACGCGUGGACCACGCCAUCAGAACCAGCUCACCUCCUGUCGCUAUUCCAGGUGCGUGGGCCUGCUGCCCAGCAGUGCAGCGCCGCGCAGCUGCCACCGGGCCAGGUCAAAGGCUAUGACCCUGACCGCACCCUUGCACAGGCCGAACCCAGCACCAAUAACGUGGGCCUGAUCAACGACGAGGACUCUUCCCUUUUCCAGCCCGUGGUGCACACCACCACGGGGCAAGCUGUGGGCCCGAGCAGCAUGGCUGAUCCGGGGAGGAUGGCGUAUCCGCCUCCCAUGCCCCCGAUGAUGCCCCCG